Molecule: messenger RNA, 1047 nt
Organism: Notodromas monacha
Lineage: Eukaryota; Metazoa; Arthropoda; Ostracoda; Podocopida; Cyprididae
Source: the annotation of a GenBank genome assembly
AUGGAGGAUUACAAAAUUCUUGGUCGGAUCGGCGAAGGAGCUCAUGGGCUUGUGCUCAAAGCGAAACAUAACUCGACAAGUGAGGUGGUGGCAGUCAAAAAAUUACCCAUACGAAAGCUGGAAGAUGGAAUACCUGUGAAUCUGCUCCGUGAAAUCAAGGCUUUACAGUUCCUGGACAACGAGCAUGUCGUACGUCUCCUUGACGCCUUUCCCCAAGGCUUGGCGUUUGUUCUGGUGUUUGAGUAUCUACCGUACGACUUGGGCAAGCUUAUUCGAGAAUCAAAUAUAGCUUUGAGAGUGGAUCAUGUCAAAGCCUACGCCGAAAUGUUGUUGAAGGGGGUCGCCUAUUGUCAUGGACUUGGACUGCUCCAUAGGGAUAUAAAACCAGCGAACCUUCUAAUUGCACGAGAUGGAAAACUGAAGAUAGCUGAUUUAGGCUUAUGUCGCUUAGCACGCGAUCAUGAAGACAAUAGUCGCCCCAUGUCCCAUCAAGUGGCUACUCGAUGGUACAGGGCUCCUGAACUGCUCUAUGGAUCCAAGCAAUACGAUCAUGGUGUAGAUCUCUGGGCCGUGGGUUGUGUGUUCGGAGAACUGUUGAACCGAUCUCCUUUGUUCCCAGGCGAAAACGAUAUUGAUCAGCUUAGAUUAGUACUGUAUACGUUGGGGACCCCGAGUGAAAAAAAUUGGCCUGGCCUCACGGCACUGCCGGAUUACAAUAAAAUUUCCUUUCCUCCUGCAAAAGGGAUAGAUUUUGAGGAUAUUUGUCCCGAUGCCGAGGAAGAGGCAAUAGAUUUAUUGAAAAAAUUCCUCUCAUACGACUCGACGUCUCGAAUUCGUGCCACCGGUGCACUCCAGCACGAUUAUUUCAAGCAUGAUCCUUUACCGUGUGGUGUUGAUAAAUUGCCUCAGUUUGGUGAAGACUCUGACCGCGGAACUGGGAGUAUGUACCAACUAAUGACGGAAAAUUCAGUUGGGCCUGAAGUAUUGUCGAAAGAUGAUAUCUUCAAUGCUCUUCCUCAUUUGCGUCGGUAUAAUAUGCAAACCUGA